Diprion similis is the source of this 1684-nucleotide messenger RNA. RefSeq names its product DNA-3-methyladenine glycosylase-like. Gene Ontology annotation, molecular function: DNA binding; alkylbase DNA N-glycosylase activity. NCBI's taxonomy places the organism in Eukaryota, Metazoa, Arthropoda, Insecta, Hymenoptera, Diprionidae. The transcript has 6 exons. The record is from RefSeq and is a predicted model, not a curated record. Gene Ontology annotation, biological process: base-excision repair. The coding region runs from base 247 to 1260 and encodes 337 amino acids.
AGACGAAAAAUUGACAGAAGACAGCAGAUGACAAUGAAUCGUGGUUAUGGUUAUAACAGCAAAGAGUACAAGAACUAACGGAUGAGAAUUCUUGAAUUAUAAGAAAGAGAUACGUGUCGCCUCGUCUUUCAGAGGUCUGCGACUGGUUUGUCCUCUACUCAGGAAGCAACGGUAAUAGACUCUAGCGAUACAAAUUGCUCGUCAAGGAAUCCGGAUCAGUCAAUAUUAUCAACUGGUACGAGCGACAUGCCCCCAAAGAAACAGAGACUCGCCACCAAAGUUCAGAAGCUCGUGAGAAAUAGAAAACAGCUUGAAGCAGAAAAUGGCACAGCACUGCAGUCUGAUGUCAGCAAGGUUGCAUCUGAGACGAGCACUACGUUGGGAAUGGUGACGGGAAAGGCCAAAUUAAACUUGGGAAGCCUGCUGCCUAAAGCUGGAACGGAACCAGAGAAAUUAAAAUCUAACAAACGUCCGUUGCGGGCAGUCGUGGAUAUGGAAAUGAUGAAAAGCGAACUAAAACAGCGUCAAGAUCCACCCACAACUCCCGAAGAACAGCUUUUGUCCGCCAACCGACUUAGUUUCGAAUUUUUCGACGUCCCCAGUGAGACGCUGGCGAAAAAUCUUCUAGGGAAGAUUCUGGUAAGGCGAUUGGAGAAUGGCACUAUUUUGAAGGGCAGAAUAGUCGAGACGGAGUCGUAUCUUGGUGGCGAAGACCGCGCGUCGCAGACCUACGGGAACAAAAUCACCCCCCGUAACGUCCCUAUGUACAUGCCGCCUGGAACAAUUUACGUCUAUCUGACGUACGGCAUGUAUCACUGCUUCAACAUAUCCUCCAAAGGUGACGGAAGCGGUGUGCUAAUCAGAGCGCUAGCGCCUAUCGAGGGAAUGGACCAGAUGACAGAGUUUCGAAAUUUGCCACUACCGGGUUCGAAGCCGAAGCAAGGCGUCGACGGGGCCAAAAAAUUGGCAAAGAAGAACUUCAAAGUACACGAGCUCAGCAACGGUCCAUCAAAAUUUUGCAUAGCGUUCGCGCUCAGUAGAGAUCACACAAAGUAUUCAGCGUGCGAAUGGCGGGGACUGUGGAUCGAGGAUGACGAAGAAAACGACGGCGCUGGUGUCAUCGAAAUAGUUGAGUGCCCGAGAAUCGGUAUCGACAGUGCUGGCCCCGAAUGGGCAAUGAAACCUCUGAGAUUCUACGUCCUCGGCGAUCGGUCUGUUAGCAAAGUAGACAAAAAAGCUGAAGCAGAACUCAGAAUGUAGUUUCUAGACGAAAGAUUAUUAAUUCUCUUUGUACUACUCGCAAUCGCUCGCCGUCUUCUUCGCGUGCGUCAUCGUCAUCGUUUAUAGUAUAAUUCUAUUAUUAAGUAAUAACUUGAAUCCAAUGGUAAUUUACGCUCUUUUAAAUGCCACGCCCUGAUAUACCAGAACAGUAUUACCUUUUUUUGAGGCAAAUUCCCGUACAAUGCAUGUGUGAUAAUGAUAAACAACGAUUUGUGAUAAAUGUUGGUAUCUUUUAUAAAGAAACAUUGUUUUUGCAUUAACUUUUUGCUCUUGUUUUUACAUACCUACUCGGACCUUUGUCGCUGCUGUAAACAAUCCUAUACAAAUAACAAGCCAGUGUUCUGUUCUUUGAAUACUCCGACCUGCCCUUCCCUUCGAUUUUAAUCUCGCUUCGGGGUUUUUA